AUGGACUACGUUUACAAGUCGUGCAACACCACCAUGUACCCUAGUCUAUGUUACACCUCCCUUUCUCCAUACGCCGAUUCCAUCCAAUCGGAACCUAAACUCUUAGCCAACGCAUCCCUUUUCGCCGCUCUCUCCGCCACCAAAUCCUCUUCCAAGUUCUUGAAAUGGCUCGCAAAGCGCAAAGAGCUCACGACUAGAGAGGCUCACUCAAUCGUAGACUGCAUCGAGGAGGUCGGUGACUCAAUUGAUGAACUUAAACAAUCCAUGCAUGAAAUUACUCGAGAUCUUGAGGUGGGAUCGUCGGCGUUCGAAUUCCAAAUGUCGGAUAUUCAAACAUGGGUGAGCGCUGCUUUGACAGAUGAUGAUACUUGUUUGGAUGGAUUGGAUGAAGUCAAAGUAAACCCUAGGACAAAAAACCUAGUUCGACAACAUAUGGUUAGGGUGGCUCAAUUGACUAGUAAUGCAUUGGCACUUGUCAAUAAUUAUGCCAAAUCUCGAGCUUAA
Impatiens glandulifera is the source of this 504-nucleotide messenger RNA. RefSeq names its product pectinesterase inhibitor 10-like. The coding region runs from base 1 to 504 and encodes 167 amino acids. Gene Ontology annotation, biological process: negative regulation of catalytic activity. The transcript has a single exon. The record is from RefSeq and is a predicted model, not a curated record. Lineage: Eukaryota; Viridiplantae; Streptophyta; Magnoliopsida; Ericales; Balsaminaceae. Gene Ontology annotation, molecular function: enzyme inhibitor activity.